AUGUCCCAAUUCCCUUCAGACGUGAACAGCCCGGAGCGGAGUGAAGCCGGCUCUCCGCUCCUCCUACAUUCACCCCCAAGCGCAGAUACCCCGGCGACGCAACAAUCCGUCUUAUUCGAUGAUGACCUGAACCAUCGCUUGCAGGACUUGGUGUCGGACAACCAAUACAUUCUUGUGACAGGAGGCCUCGGAUUCAUCGGCAGUCAUACCACCCUGGAAUUGCUGAAAGCGAAUUACAAUGUCAUCGUGAUCGACAACCUCAGCAACUCUUACGAGAAUGUCUUCGAUCGCAUCCAAACGUUGGCCGCCAAGUACCACGAAGAGAAAGGUACUCCUAUGCCUUCGCUCAAGAAACAUUCUCAUGACUACCGGGACAUGAACGCCUUGCGUGAGCUCCUCGAGGAGUACAAGCUCCCAUCCCGCUGGGGUUCACCAAAGUCAAAGAUAGCCGGUGUCAUCCACUUUGCUGCGCACAAGGCUGUGGAAGAAAGCAUUCGACAGCCAUUGAAGUACUACGCAAACAAUGUCAGCGGCCUCAUCGACUUUGUUGGCGUUCUUGGCGAGUACGGAAUCAAGACUUUCAUCUUCUCUUCCUCGGCAACAGUGUAUGGAACCCUCGCAACGUCGAACCUUCCGCUCAAGGAAGAACUUUGCGUCCAUAAAAAAGAAGUCGUCAAAGACAACGACGGACUCGAAAGAAUUGUACAGCCCGGUUGCACUGGAAUCACCAACCCUUACGGCAGAACCAAGUGGAUGUGCGAAGCUAUCUUGGCUGACGUCGCGGCAUCGGACCCGGAAUGGACGAUUGUCGCUCUCCGCUACUUCAAUCCCAUCGGAUGCGACUCCUCUGGCCUUCUUGGUGAGGAUCCCAAGGGAAUUCCCACCAAUCUUCUUCCGGUUGUCGUGAAAGUGAUGACUGGCCAAUACGAAGAGCUUCAGAUGUUCGGCACCGACUGGGACACCGAAGACGGCACAGCCGUCCGGGACUUCAUCCACGUCACUGAUCUCGCCAGAGGACACAUCGCAGCCCUAAACGCCGCCAAUGAGGGAAAGAUCCGCGAAAACUUCCGGACAUUCAACCUCGGAACCGGACAGGGCCACUCAGUCCGCGAGGUGGUUGAGACGAUGGAAAAUGUAUCAGGGAAACCAAUCGCCAGAAAAGCCGUUGGAAGGCGCCCUGGCGACGUCGGUUACUGUGUCGCAGUACCCGAGAGGUCCUGGCAGGAACUUGAAUGGAAGACGGAGAAGAGUUUGACAGAUGCUUGCGUUGACAUAUGCAAUUUCCUGCGUGUUAGUGGGCUCACAAACUAG
Messenger RNA from Rasamsonia emersonii CBS 393.64, 1311 nucleotides. Its product is annotated as UDP-glucose 4-epimerase. Bases 1 to 1311 code for a protein of 436 amino acids. Gene Ontology annotation, biological process: beta-D-galactose catabolic process via UDP-galactose, Leloir pathway. Gene Ontology annotation, cellular component: cytosol. Gene Ontology annotation, molecular function: UDP-glucose 4-epimerase activity. The record is from RefSeq and is a predicted model, not a curated record. The transcript has a single exon. NCBI's taxonomy places the organism in Eukaryota, Fungi, Ascomycota, Eurotiomycetes, Eurotiales, Trichocomaceae.